AUGCCUAUUAAUCAAGGGCCGUCAGGAACCCUUUUAUCUUGGAGGAUAAGAGCGGAACCUAUCCCGACUUGGUUCAAGCAGCCAAAUGACAUGAAGGCGUAUGAUGGAAGUUCGGAUCCCGGGGAUUUUGUAACCGUAUUCCGAGCAGCAAUGUCAUUGUGUGGAGAUUGGGUAGAACUGUCACUGCGAUUUACACAACAGUUUGCUCAUUUUGGACCCCAGCCUAAAACUACACAUAAUUUAUGUGGAGUGAGGCAAAAGCCCGGCGAGAAGCUGAGAGAAUAUUACGAACGCUUUCAAACAGAAGCUAGACAAGUUAGGGGACUGGAGAAUCAGACGUAUUUGCUAUUGUUCACUACUGGGUUACAACCAGGAGGGUUGGCGAACUCGUUAGCAAAAAAGAGUCCGACUAAGAAGGAGGAGCUGUUAGAAAGAAUUCAGAAGUACAUUGAUUUGGAGGAAUUUAAAACUUCUCAAAAGCAAAUCGAACAAGGUUUUCGAGAAGCAACGCAAAAUAGGAGGUCAGAUAGACCUGUGGAGAGAGGUCAGUUUGAAGAAAGGCGGCCUCGGUUAGUCGGAGAAAGAUUCCGAGAAACAUACAGGAAGGAGUUUACGCCUUUGAAUACUUCUAGAGCUCAGAUAUUGAAGGAGGUGACGUCUACAGAAAUGAGAAAUAUUCCCAGACCGCCACCUAUUCGAUCGAGUUAUGCGCAAGCCGACAAGACCAAAUGGUGCGAGUUUCAUAGAUGGUACGGACAUUUCACAAAUGAUUGCUUUAAUUUGCAGAAUUUUAUUGAGUGGUUGAUUAAGGAGGGAAAAUUACAAAAGUAUGUGAGAAGGGGAGAAGGAGAAGGGUGUAGAGAUGAUAAAUACAGGCGACCAAAUCGUAGUCGCAGCCCGCCCGGAGGAAGAGGCAGAGAAACCAAUAGGGGCCAAAGGACAGAAGUACAAGCAUCACCCAGCCAAGUUCAGGUUGGGCAUAUAUGCACUAUAGCCGGAGGGCGAGCAGGAGGUGGAGAAUCAGGUAAUGCUCGGGAAAAGCAUUUAAAAAUGUGCAUGGCUAUUUCUGAGAAGCCUCGUUUUAAGAAGAAAUGA
This is a messenger RNA of Gastrolobium bilobum, 1095 nucleotides long. RefSeq lists its product as uncharacterized. Lineage: Eukaryota; Viridiplantae; Streptophyta; Magnoliopsida; Fabales; Fabaceae. The transcript has 2 exons. Bases 1 to 1095 code for a protein of 364 amino acids. The record is from RefSeq and is a predicted model, not a curated record.